AUGGGCAUACAUUUACUAGAAAAGUUUUUACCUAAGGAUGACCGUUUCGCAGCAUUGUUACUAUAUGGUAUGGUCUUUUCGACCUGCUUCAAUGGUUAUGAUGCUGGAAUUAUGACCGUCAUCUUGGCCGAUGAUCAGUUUAUCAGCUACUACAAAAUAAAUGCCGCUAAAUCUGGCUUGGUGGCUGUCAUUCCCUGGGCAAUGACUGCUGUGGCUCAAGUAUAUCUAGGAGGUACUCUAGCUGGAUGGCUAGGACGUCUUUGGGCCCUGCGGAUUUCUAUCUGCAUCAUGAUUAUUGGAGUAAUUGUCGAGGUUGUUCCAAAUAGCUUUGGUGUCUUGAUCCUGGGUCGACUCCUAACAGGUCUUGGAUUCGGCUGUGUCUAUAUCGCAACCAAUCUAUACGUUGCGGAAUGUGCACCUACCAAGCUCAGAGGCAGUUUUGUCGGCACCGUUUCCCAGUUUGGCUACCAAUUAGGCACACUCAUCGCCUUCUGGGCCGGCUAUGGCAUGUCAUUCCAUAAGCAUCCAUACAAUAUUGCAUGGCGUGUGUCAAAUAUUGUUCAGAUUCCUAUCGGGAUCGCUUUUAUCCUUGUCUCGUUCUUUUACCCCGAGAGCCCCCGAUUCAUGCUAGAAAGAUACCCCGAGACGCCUGAGCGAGCGAUGCAGGCACUGAGCCGGUUAAGAUCAGGUGCUCCUACAGAUGACCGUAUUCGUGCUGAAUUUCAUGAGCUGGUCGCCUCUCACGAGUUCCGUCGUCGAUACGACCCGGGAUAUAUUGGUUUGAUCAAAGACAAAAGUAUGCGAAAGCGUCUCGCAUAUGGGUUCUAUGCAGCAGGCCUUCAGCAGAUGGGUGGUAUUGCCGCGCUCACUAUGUAUGCCACGCUCAUCUACGAGAGUCUCGGAUGGGACGCCGGCUCGCAAGCACUAGCUAUAAAUGGAAUCCAAUCCUGUCUUCAGUUGCUCAUCGUGUUCGUGAACACUUUUACCGUGGAUCGGUUUGGCCGAAGAAGUCUUCUGAUGGCUGGUUUUGCCAUCCAGUCCGUCGCACUAUUGAUCAUGGCCUGUCUUUGCACCGCAUUUCCUUCCAAUGGAAACAGAGCCGCCGCUAUCGUGGAGGUUGCCAUGCUUUUCAUUGUCGGCCUGACAUAUUGCUGGUCUAAUGGACCUAUUGCACCCGCAAUUGUUUCAGAAAUCUUCCCGCAGCAUGUUCGAGACAAGGGUUUUGGCUUGUCGAUGCUUGGCCAAACAUGUUGGCUCAUUUUGCUGACGGAGUCCUGGCCUUCUUUCAAUGCUCAAGUUGGGGGGAAGAGCUAUUGGUUGCUGUUUGGCCUCAAUGUGAUUGCAGGACUUUCUGUCUUCUUCAUUCUUCCCGAAACCAAAGGCAUCUCUCUGGAGAGGAUGGAAAAGAUCUUCGGAGGGGUGGAUUAUGUUGAGGAGGGCGAGCGUGAGGGAGGCUCCGAGAAGCGUGAAGCUCGAGCGCUGGUGACCGAUGAUGUUGACGAGAAGACUCCUACCAGUCAUGUAGAGAGUACUUUCGGUGUUCAGGGACCGGAAAGAUCCAUGGCCUAA
Penicillium odoratum is the source of this 1569-nucleotide messenger RNA. RefSeq lists its product as uncharacterized. Gene Ontology annotation, biological process: carbohydrate transport; transmembrane transport. Lineage: Eukaryota; Fungi; Ascomycota; Eurotiomycetes; Eurotiales; Aspergillaceae. The record is from RefSeq and is a predicted model, not a curated record. The coding region runs from base 1 to 1569 and encodes 522 amino acids. Gene Ontology annotation, molecular function: carbohydrate:proton symporter activity. Gene Ontology annotation, cellular component: membrane. The transcript is spliced from 8 exons.